Messenger RNA from Podospora anserina S mat+, 2601 nucleotides. RefSeq lists its product as uncharacterized. The coding region runs from base 1 to 2601 and encodes 866 amino acids. The record is from RefSeq and is a predicted model, not a curated record. Lineage: Eukaryota; Fungi; Ascomycota; Sordariomycetes; Sordariales; Podosporaceae. The transcript has 3 exons. Gene Ontology annotation, biological process: translational initiation. Gene Ontology annotation, molecular function: RNA binding; translation initiation factor activity; translation initiation factor binding. Gene Ontology annotation, cellular component: eukaryotic translation initiation factor 3 complex.
AUGUCUCGCUUCUUCCGCGGCGGUGACGACAGCUCGAGCGAGAGCAGCUCUGAGGAGGAGGAGCUGUACUCCACUUCCGAGGACGAGGAGGAGCAGGAGGAGCAGGAGGAGUCUUCUGAGGAGGAGGAGGAGGAGGAUGAGGAGUCCUCCAGCGACGAUGAGGCCGGUCCUGCCAAGAAGGGUCUGUCUCGCUUCUUGCUUGACCAAGCAUCCUCCGACAGCGAAGAGAGCGAGGAGGAGGGGACAACAAAGGUCAAGAGCGCCAAGGACAAGAGACAUGACGAACUCGAGGCGACCAUCUCCCUUAUUCAGAACGGCCAGAAGAUCAAUGACUGGGGCUCUAUUGCGAAUGAAUUCGACAAGCUCAACCGUCAAGUCGUCAAGCUCCAGGAUGGCGGCAAGGCGCCGAAGAGCUACAUUAAGUGCAUUGCGGAGUUGGAGGACUUUAUGAAUGAGACCCUUGCCAAGCAGAAGGUCACCCCCAAGAAGAUGAACGCCACCAACGCCCGUGGUCUCAACGCCGUGAAGCAACGCGUCAAGAAGAACAACAAGGAUUACCAGAGCCAGAUCGAUGCUUUCCGAAAAGACAGCGAUGCAUUCAUGGAAUCCGAUGACGAGGUCGCCCCCCCACCCAAACCAUCCGCCGACAAGCUGCGUGUCAAGGAAACUUAUAUUCCCGAGGCGGCUGAUGAGGAUGAAGACAAGGGUUUUGCCCGGGUCGACAAGCGUGGAAAGGCCAUGCCCUUCUCUCCAGAGAGCAUCCUCAAGCAUCUCCGCGCCAUUCUGGAGUCAAGAGGCAGGAAGAACACCGAUCGUAUCGAGCAAAUCAAGAUCAUGGAGGAGCUCAGCAAGGUGGCCAACACCCCCUACCUCAAGAUCAGAGUUCUCCAGGCUCUUGUAUCUGCCCGGUAUGAUCUCGGUGCUGGUGCCGGAAAUGUGAUGCCCCUUGAGCACUGGAAGGCGGCUGAGAAGGAGCUGUCUGCCUUGCUCAAGAUUCUCGAGACCGAGAAGGAUCACGUUGUGAUUGAGAAUGCUGAGGAGUGGGAUGAUGAUGACAAGCAACCAACCCUUGCCGCUGGUGAGAGCUAUAUCAAGAUCCCCGGCAGCAUCGUGUCGUAUAUCGAGCGUCUUGAUGAUGAGCUCACCCGCUCCCUUCAGGCCAUCGACCCUCACACGUCUGAAUACAUUGAGCGGUUGACCGACGAGGGUUCUCUGUACAACAUUGUUCUGCAAGGUCUCCUGUACUACGAGACCAUCCGCAAAGACACCUCGCUCGAAGUUCCCCAGGAGAGUCUCAACAGAAUCAUGCAAAGACGCCUGGAUCAUGUGUACUUCAAGCCAGCUCAAGUCAUCAAAAUCUUGGAAGAGAACGCCUGGAAGCAGGUCUCUGCGGGCGUCGACUCCGCCAUUACGCCCCGUAAUAAGUCAGAGGAUGCCAGCCAACUCGUCAACGUCCUUUGCAACUACCUUUUCGAGCACAGCGAAGGCAUUAUCCGUGCCCGCGCCAUGCUCUGCCAGGUCUACUUCUUGGCGUUGCACGAUGAGUACUACAAGGCCCGUGACAUGAUGCUCACAUCUCACUUGCAGGAGAGCAUUUCCAACUUCGACAUUGCCACCCAAAUUCUCUACAACCGUACCCUUGUUCAAGUUGGUCUCUGCGCCUUCCGCAAGGGUCUCGUGUAUGACGCCCAAAACACUCUCCAAGAGAUUUGCGGCAGCGGGCGCCAAAAGGAGCUUCUUGCCCAGGGUGUCAUGAUUCAGCGCUUCAACCAAGUUUCUCCCGAGCAAGAGCGCCUUGAGAAACAACGGCAGCUACCCUUCCACAUGCACAUCAACCUUGAGCUCUUGGAGUGUGUGUACUUGACCUGCAGCAUGCUUCUUGAGAUCCCGCUGUUGGCUCAGACUGGUUCGUCUCCCGAUAUCAAGAAGCGCGUCAUCAGCAAGACAUAUCGCCGUAUGCUCGAGUACCAUGAGCGCCAAAUCUUUACCGGCCCUCCCGAGAACACCCGCGACCACGUCAUGCAGGCGUCCAAGGCCCUCGCGGCUGGUGAGUGGAAGAAGGCUACGCACUUCAUCCACAGCAUCAAGAUCUGGGAGCUCAUGCCAAGCGCCGAGGACAUCAAGACGAUGCUCGCUAAGCAGAUUCAGGAGGAGGGUCUGCGCACUUACCUGUUCACAUAUGCGCCCUUCUACGACACACUGGCCAUCUCCACAUUGAGCGCCAUGUUUGAGCUCGACUCCAGGAAGGUGGCUGCCGUUGUCAGCAAGAUGAUCAGCCACGAGGAGCUCGCGGCUGCCCUCGAUCAGGUCACCGAGACCGUCAUCUUCCGCAAGGGCGUGGAGCUCAGCCGUCUGCAGAGCUUGGCCCUGGCUCUCUCAGACAAGGCGAGCUCGCUCAUCGAGACCAACGAGCGCACACUGGAGCAGCGGACACAAGGAUCGGCCAAUGCCUUCAGCAGGAAGGAUGGUCAACGAGGUGGUCAGCGGGGCGGUGGCCAACGGGGUGGCAGAGGCGGGGCGCGGACUGGAGGAAACUCUCAGCGACAGGCUGGUGGCACCCAGUUUACGGGUGGUGCUCUGGGUGCUGCGGUCCGCGGUUAA